Messenger RNA from Prunus dulcis (almond), 493 nucleotides. RefSeq lists its product as uncharacterized. Gene Ontology annotation, molecular function: zinc ion binding; nucleic acid binding. Lineage: Eukaryota; Viridiplantae; Streptophyta; Magnoliopsida; Rosales; Rosaceae. The record is from RefSeq and is a predicted model, not a curated record. The transcript has 2 exons. The coding region runs from base 16 to 411 and encodes 131 amino acids.
UUGCAGGAACUAGAGAUGACAGUUGAUGAGGACAUGAUGGUGCAUUUUGCCUUAAACUCAUUGCCAAAGGAUUUCAAGUCUCUUAGGGAAACCUACAUUGCUCAGAAAGAAUGCUGGACAUUGAAUGAUUUGAUUACCAUCUGUGUUCAACAGGAACACAACAUCAUAAGGGAAAGAGGAGCAAAAAUGGUGAACAUGGUUCAAACCAAAGAGAAAAAGGAAAAUAGACACAAUGCAAUGACUGGAAAAGGCAGCAGUACUGAAAAGUAUCUAAAACCAUCAACUGGAAUGAAGUGUUUCUUCUGUAAGAAACCAGGGCACAUGAAGAAAGAAUGCAGAAAAUACAAAAAGUGGCUAGACAAGCAGAAAACUAAAGGGAUUCAUAAGGAGGAGAUUGCCAAGCAAGGAUGAAGUGAAGGUGUUCGUUGGCAAUGGAGAAAAAGUUCAAGUAGAGUUCAUAGGAACAGUUAGGAUUGAAUUAGAUUUUGGUUUU